This is a messenger RNA of Echinococcus granulosus, 276 nucleotides long. RefSeq lists its product as hypothetical. The coding region runs from base 1 to 276 and encodes 91 amino acids. The transcript is spliced from 2 exons. Lineage: Eukaryota; Metazoa; Platyhelminthes; Cestoda; Cyclophyllidea; Taeniidae. The record is from RefSeq and is a predicted model, not a curated record.
AUGGAGAACUGGACUUCGAAGGAGGAGACAUCGACAGGAUCGUGCUACACACCGCUUUACUAUGAAGCUGAUUAUCCCGACUUAAUGCGCAAUGACCAGUGGACACGCGUCAACUGGAAUGAGACAUCGGAAGUGAACGCAACUGUGCCCUACGCAGCAGUCAAUGACGCUUCCUUGGCUUCCGGCAGCACUACAGUUGGGCAACCCGGGAAUACGAUCUGUGCAUCACCAGGCAUGCCGAAUCAGCACAUCUACUACAAGUGCCUGUCCAAUUAG